This is a messenger RNA of Salvelinus fontinalis (brook trout), 4496 nucleotides long. Its product is annotated as reticulon-4 receptor-like 1. The record is from RefSeq and is a predicted model, not a curated record. The transcript is spliced from 5 exons. Lineage: Eukaryota; Metazoa; Chordata; Actinopteri; Salmoniformes; Salmonidae. Gene Ontology annotation, molecular function: protein binding. The annotation marks the transcript as partial. Gene Ontology annotation, cellular component: plasma membrane.
UUUGCUGGUGCUUUGUGUCCCAACUAACUUCCUCUUUCGUCUAUCAGGUUCUGGAGGUGUGGAGCUGCUCCUCGUCCUGUGCGGCCUGGACCUCUCCUCCCCCUGUCCCAGGAACUGUAUCUGCUACACCUCUCCCAGCACCGUAUCCUGUCAGGCACAUAACUUUCUGUCUGUCCCAGAGGAGAUCCCAGCCCAGAGCGAGAGGGUCUUCCUGCAGAACAACAAGAUCCAGCGUCUGCUGCGAGGCCACUUCAGUCCCACCACGGCCAUGCUGUGGCUGUACUCCAACAACAUCUCCUACAUCCAGGCCUCCACCUUUCAUGGCUUUGCCCGCCUGGAGGAGCUGGAUUUGGGGGACAACCGUCACCUGAGGGCCCUGGCUUCAGACACCUUCCAGGGCCUAGGCCGGCUGCACGCCCUGCACCUCUACCACUGUGGGCUGCUCAGCCUGACGCCGGGGAUCUUCGAGGGGCUCAGCAGCCUGCAGUACCUCUAUCUACAGGACAACCAGUUGGAGUUCCUGGAAGAUGAUCUGUUUGUGGACCUGCUUAACCUCACCCACCUCUUCCUCCAUGGCAACAAGCUCUGGUCCCUCCACCAGAACACAUUCAGGGGACUGGGAGUCCUGGACCGCCUCUUACUACACCAGAACCGGCUACAGUGGGUCCAUCGUCUGGCCUUCCACGACCUGAGUCGCCUCACCACCCUCUACCUGUUCAACAACUCUCUGACUGAGCUGUCUGGAGCCAGCCUGGCUCUGCUGUCUGCCCUGGAAUACCUCAGACUCAACAAUAACCCCUGGGAGUGUGACUGCAAGGCUCUGCCACUGUGGGACUGGCUGCGGAGGUUCCGGGGUUCAACGUCGGUGCUGGAGUGCGUUUCCCCUCCUGAGCUCCAGGGCCGGGACCUGAAGGGCCUGAGGAAAGAGGAUCUACCCAGCUGUUCAGCAGGAGAAGCCCGGGAAGGAGGGGUCGUAGGCGGGGAGGCCGAGCUGGGGGAGUCCCAGACGAAAGGCGAGCACCAUCGACUCCAUCACAGGAACCACAAGCACCGCCAUAACCACCACCAGCACCUCCCGCACGGGGACCAGAACAACGGGGACCCGUCCUCUUCGCCCCUACCCUUACCCCUUCCCAGGCCGCCCAAGGGGAGUCACAGGAACUGUACCCGGGGCCGCAAGGGAAAGGGUGGCAAGGGGGGUCAGAACGAGGUGCAGGUACUGAGGGGGGAGGAGGACUACACCCCGGGAGGGAAUAAAUACAACCCCUCCGCCCCCCCUCGCAGGAGGAACAAGUGUGUCCCCAGGACAUCAGUUGGCCCGCCCAGUGGGGUCAAGAGAGCCAAUAGUAACGUGGCGUCCUGCCCCGCUGGGACUUUUCUCUGCAUCCUAUUGGCUGUGCUGCUGUCACUCAGCUGAGACUGGGUUUACAUGUCGCUAAUGUUUUAUCAACAACAACCUACAGUACAGUUCAGAACACACACACCUGUGACUGACCAGCUCUGGCUCCUGCACUGAGGUGUGUGUGUGUGUGGGGGUUGAAGUUGAUGCGUUCAUUUUAACUGAAGCUGAUGAGCCAAGGGAAUUACUCGUCGCUCUUUGAUGAUGUCAUAAAGGGGAGUCAGUCUCACCUCUAGGGUUCUGAUUGUGUGGUUGAUUCUGUUGAGAAUACAAGAAGAAGAAUACUACUACAGCCAUAUCACCUGAGAGGAAACCUCAGCCAUGACGAUAACAUGACCCUAACACGUUGUUGCCAUACUAGAAAAACAUCCAUAAAAUGUCAACUGGUCCAAUGCUCUUAACCUCUAGGUUACCCGCUGCCCAUAUUAAACUGUGUUACUGACCCAACACUCUUAACCUCCUUGUUACCCGCUGCCCAUAUUAAACUGUGUUACUGACCCAACACUCUUAACCUCCUUGUUACCCGCUGCCCAUAUUAAACUGUGUUACUGACCCAACACUCUUUAACCUCUAGGUUACCAGCUGCCCAUAUUAAACUGUGUUACUGACCCAACACUCUUUAACCUCUAGGUUACCAGCUGCCCAUAUUAAACUGUGUUACUGACCCAACACUCUUUAACCUCUAGGUUACCCGCUGCUGUCAUUCAAAAAUCAUGUCAAACCCUUAUUAUUUCACACAGAGUGAGUCCAUGUCACGUAUUAUGUGAUUUGUCAAUGCUGGAAUCCUUGACACAAAAAACGAAGUUUUUUAUACCCCGCCUCUGUUUUGGUAAAAAAUGAAAUAAAGCUGAGGGAUGGGCAUGGAGAAAUGUAACCACUUUCAAGUUCGCAAUGAUAGUUGUAGCCAUGUUUUGAGGCUAUACAGUAUUUGUUUUGAGGCUAUACAGCGUUUGUUUUGAGGCUAUACCGUGUUUGUUUUGAGGCUAUACAGUAUUUGUUUUGAGGCUAUACAGUAUUUGUUUUGAGGCUAUACAGUGUUUGUUUUGAGGCUAUACAGUGUUUGUUUUGAGGCUAUACAGUGUUUGUUUUGAGGCUAUACAGUGUUUGUUUUGAGGCUAUACAGUAUUUGUUUUGAGGCUAUACAGCGUUUGUUUUGAGGCUAUACAUCGUUUGUUUUGAGGCUAUACAGUGUUUGUUUUGAGGCUAUACAGUAUUUGUUUUGAGGCUAUACAGUGUUUGUUUUACAUUUACAUCAUUUACAAAACAUGGAACUAAACUCAUGAAGCAUUCUACAAUAAUCAAUGGGUAUAUAUCAUUCAUUUAUAAGUCCAAAAAUGUGUCACAAUUUAAGGAUUCUAUCUUUAAGCCACAUUUUAUCUUAAUUUAGGCUUGCCUAAACAAAGGGGGUGAAUACUUAUGCAACUAAUAUAUUUUAAGUUAUUGAAAUUGUAUUCCUUUGUAAACAUUGGUAGAAGUACAUUUCAACCUUGACAUUAUGGAGUAUUUUGUGUAGAUCAAUAACAAACAAAAAAAAUCUGAAAUAAAUCCCUUUCAAUUCCAAUGUAUAACGCAACAAAAUGUGAAAAUCCAAGAGGGGUGAAUACUUAUCACACCCUCUGUAUAAGCCGUUCUAGUUGUAGAGACCCACUGGGGAACAGACGUCAAUUCAACGUCUUUUCCACGUUGGUUCAACGUAAUUUCAUUAAAAUGAUGUGUAAACAAUGUGGAUUCAACCAGUGUGUGCCCAGUGAGGAAAGAGGGAGAGGUUAGUGCCUACGGCAAACCUAGAUGCCCAAGAGGCUCAAAGCCCAGAAGUCAGAGGUCAAUGAUAGCUAAGAGGGGAGUUAUUUCAUCUCUCCAAUAGCCUCAUGGCUUGUUUUGGAGCCUGCCACAUAUGAACAUUCAUGUACAUGGUCUAUUUCAACAUCAGUCAGAGAGGAAUAAUUAAGGAAUGAGUAUUUGAAACUCCAAUGAGAAGAGAGAAUGGACAAACUGCUGCUUCUGGAGUGUUGGGAAUGUUCUAAACUACACAAUGGAUCUGAGAGACUGAACAUGGAACGUUCUGAUUCUACUGAACUGCUGCUAUGUCUGGGGAGACAGAGAGCUCUGGAACUCUCCUCGCGAUUCUGGAACCUUCUUCAGGAUAAGGAAUCUUCUUCAUGUUUUUCCGGAACCUUCAUGUUUCUGGAACUCUCUUCGGGAUUCACAAACCUUCAGUGUUCUGGAACUCUUAUUCAUGGUUCUAGAACGUUCUUUAGGAUCUGGAACUCUUCUUCAUGGAGAGGUGAUAAAGGGACAGGUGACAGAGGGCCCACAGCGCUCCUUGUGGACUGGAGUGGUAACAACACCUCCCCAGCCUUGCCCAGCCCUGUCCAGUCCUACACUCACCAAGCUGUCCCCACGGUGACAGAUGUCCCUGUAGAACAGUGGUCUCCAACCCUGGUCCUGGAGAUAUACAGGGCUUUUGUUCUAGCCCUGCACUGACACACCUGAUUCUGGCUAGUGCAGGUGUCGGCUAACUACGGCCUGAUGAAAUGUGCAACGCAAGGGAAUUUUUUGUUCGUUUUUUUUAAACACUCCAGGCCACACUUGAACAUCUUAAACUAAAUAGAAAGUAGCUCCACGUCAGUCAGAGCGCUGUCUGCUGAUAAAACUCCCGUCCCUGAAUUCUCACCCGAGUGGAGAAGUGGCAACUGAAGCACAAAAUGUGUCUGAUGCCGAGCAGAAAUUACAAUAGAUUUGCGUUUACAAAAACACAACAAGAUAUUUCUUUUGCGUUUUUACCUUUUUUUUUUCCUGCGUGAAAAAUAAAGAAUUCUGCAUUAACGCAACUUCCUAAGUUUAACUUGCUAGUUAGUUAAGUGGCUGAAUUAACAAGGUGAUUGGGGCAUUAUAUUGUGUUGGCUGCCGUGUUGGAGAAGCCAAAGCCCUUUGGAUUAGUCAUUUAUACAGCUAUCACUGUAAUCUUUUGAUUUCCUUACGUUUUUUUCUCCUCUCCUUCCUCGGCUGUCUGCUCCUUCCCCAUCUUCUCCGAGCAGAGCAGACAGGCCCGUUGCCCUAGCGACUAGGGAAUGUGAACGAGAGACGUUGUGCAAAU